This is a messenger RNA of Metarhizium album ARSEF 1941, 1143 nucleotides long. Its product is annotated as oxidoreductase, 2-nitropropane dioxygenase family. The transcript has 3 exons. Bases 1 to 1143 code for a protein of 380 amino acids. Gene Ontology annotation, molecular function: nitronate monooxygenase activity. Lineage: Eukaryota; Fungi; Ascomycota; Sordariomycetes; Hypocreales; Clavicipitaceae. The record is from RefSeq and is a predicted model, not a curated record.
AUGGCCUCCCCUCAGCAGAUUCGCACUCCCAUCACGGAUCUCUUCAAGAUCCAGCACCCCAUCCUGCUGGCUGGCAUGAAUGUCGCUGCCGGUCCCAAGCUGGCUGCUGCCGUCACCAACGCCGGUGGUUUGGGCGUCAUUGGCGGUGUCGGUUACACCCCCGACAUGCUUCGCGAGCAGAUCUCCGAGCUCAAGGAGUACCUGACAGACAAGAGCGCCCCCUUUGGCGUCGAUCUGCUUCUUCCUCAGGUUGGCGGCAGUGCGCGCAAGACCAACUACGAUUACACCAAGGGAAAGCUCGAUGAGCUCGUCGACAUCGUCAUCGAGUCCGGCGCCAAGCUGUUCGUUUCCGCCGUCGGUGUUCCUCCCAAGCAUGUCGUCCAGAAGCUCCAGAAGGCCGGAAUUCUGUACAUGAACAUGAUUGGUCACGUCAAGCACGUCAAGAAGUGUCUUGAGCUCGGCGUCGACAUCAUCUGCGCCCAGGGCGGAGAGGGUGGUGGCCACACUGGUGAUAUUCCCACCACGGUCCUGAUUCCUGCCGUUGUCGAGGCUGUCAAGGAUCACAAGUCCCCCGUCUCCGGCGGCCCCGUACAGGUCGUGGCCGCAGGUGGCAUCCACAACGGCCAGCUCCUCGCCUCCGCUCUCAUGAUGGGUGCCAGCGGCGUCUGGGUAGGAACCCGCUUCAUCCUCACUGAUGAGGCCGGUGCUCCCAAGGCUCACAAGGAUGCCGUCCGCACUGCCGGCCACGAUGACAAUAUCCGUACCAUCAUCUUCACUGGUCGCCCCAUGCGCGUCCGCAACAACCCAUACAUCAAUGACUGGGAGACCAACAGAAUCCAAGAGAUGAAGGAGCUCACCGCCAAGGGCACCAUUCCGUACGAGGUUGAUCUCGAGCGAUUCAUGGGUGGUGAGGCGGCCAAUGAACACAGCGGCGUCGAGAGCUACAGCAGCAAUGCUGCCUCUGAGUCUGAAAAUGAUGACGACGAGGGUGAUGACCCUCUUGAGCAGUUCCGUCCUUACCUGAUGGGCAAGUGUGCUGCUGUUGUCAAUGAGCAGAAGUCAGCCAAGGCUGUUGUUGAUGAGUUUGUCAAUGAUGCCGUUGCCUGGAUCAAGAAGGGCAACCAGAUGAUUGCCAAACUGUAA